This is a messenger RNA of Mesocricetus auratus (golden hamster), 2033 nucleotides long. RefSeq names its product OCIA domain containing 2 (gene Ociad2). Bases 329 to 793 code for a protein of 154 amino acids. The transcript is spliced from 7 exons. The record is from RefSeq and is a predicted model, not a curated record. Gene Ontology annotation, cellular component: mitochondrial inner membrane. Lineage: Eukaryota; Metazoa; Chordata; Mammalia; Rodentia; Cricetidae.
GACAGUCGAGUGUUUUUGUCCUGAGGACCGAGUCACGUGAAAGACAACGAGGUGGGCCUACCAGGUGUCAGGAAGAGACAGGGAAAUGAGGGCUUCUAGAACGUGCUGGAUUCUCGCUUCCUGUGUCGCCAACUGAGGAAGAGAAAGCAAGUGGGGGCGGGCUGCUCUUGAGCUAGUGGCACGCAGAGGUGCGGGGCGGAGCGACAUCAGGAAGAAGGAGAAAGGAGGGAAGAAAAGGAAGAGAAGAAAAGGGAUAUCGCGAAGAGAGUCAUCAGGCCAAGGAGUAUUCAGAGCAUUCAGCAGACAUCCAAGGAAGGACAACGUCAUCAUGGCCUCCGUAUCCACUCAUGGAAACCAAGAGAAAAGCCCCCACUUGCCACCACUGAGCAAGCAGAGCCUGCUGUUUUGCCCAAAGUCAAAACUACACAUCCACAGAGGAGAGAUUGCCAAGAUUAUCCGAGAGUGUCAAGAAGAAAGUUUCUGGAAGAGAGCUCUGCCUUUUUCUCUUAUAAGCAUGCUUGUCACCCAGGGACUUGUCCACCAAGGUUACUUAGCAGCUAAUCCAAGAUUUGGAUCAUUACCUAAAGUUGCACUGGCUGGUCUCUUGGGAUUUGGUCUUGGGAAGGCUUCCUACAUCAGAGUGUGCCAGAGUAAAUUCCAUUCCUUCGAGGAUCAGCUCCGUGGUGCUGGUUUUGGUCCCGAGCACAACAGGCACUGCCUGCUUACCUGUGAGGAGUGCAAAACCAGACGCGGAUUAAGCGAGGAGAAAGGGCCCCAGCCAUCCACUUCCUAAACCGUGCCUGUGGUUUGCAGUGGUCUCUAAACCUCCAAAUGUGCACACAUUUAGACUUUCCAGUGUGCUUUUAGAUAAUCUACUUCUAUUGAAACAGAAUCCUUGUAAGUCUCUUGUUCCUUUGAAAUGCUUGCGGUGGAAUGCUCUCGGUUGACUUGAGCAUGGCAUAGUCUUCUGUUCUUUAAGAACAUGCUGGGAGCCAUCACACACUAUGCAGGAAAUGAAGCGACACCCCACAUAGCUUAGCGCUUCCUGAGAGAAUUUUGAGUAGCUUCUGGGUUAGUCCUCCCUGCAACUCUUUCACUCUGGUGCUCCGCCCCCCACCCCCACCCCCGCAGCCCAGAGAUUUAAGUUCUCUGCUAGGGAACAGGAAUGAAUGAUAUGGAAGUUAGUUGAGAAACCAUGACCCUAAGAAAAGUCAUGUAUGUGGAACUAGCAAUCCAGGAACGACUGUGUUUUAGUACUAGAUACCCAUCCUAAAGUCUGGGGGCUGAGAUCUAUAACUCAGUGGAAAACAUUUCCUGUGACAGGGUUAUCACACAAACCAGCUGGUGUGACCAGCAUGACUUGGUGGCUCAUCACAAUGGUGGAGCUGUAAAAGUGCCCAUAAUCUAUCUGUAGGUGACCCGCUUGGCUCAUGGGUUCAUUCUCAACGGUCAGUACUCAACAGCGGAUUCUUUUACCAAUUAUUUGUGGCCCCAGAGACAAAGGACAACUUCCUAACCUGUUCUCCCAGAGAAUGGCACCAAGGACUGAAUUAAUUCUAAAAGUGAGAAAUCCUUGGGGCUUUCCAGAGCUCAGGGGCAGCCGAUGCCAUGGCACUUGAGUUGUUCUUCUCCAGACAAUGUUUCAUGGAAAGUGCAGGUCUUCCUUUUUAGAACCUUUUUGCUUUAUGGUUGGCUGAACCCUGUGUGAAAGCUACCCUUGCAUCUUUGCAGCUUCUCAGGAAAAUGCUUUGUCUGCAAAUCACCAUUUAAAUAGAGGUUAUGUUUAUGUGGGGUGGUGAGUGGGGUGCUUUUACUCAAUAUAUCUACAAGCCUGGACCAUGGAGGCUAAAAGGGAAAUUUCAUCCGAGGUUAAUAUUUGAUGUGAAAAAUUUCAUUUUAAGCAUCAAAAUCAUGUGGAAAUUUAUUUUUGUUUGAGCAGUAAAUGAAUGAAAUGGAGUGGUUUGACAGAGUUGAUUUUUCUAUGACAUAUCCUGUUUGACGGUCAAUAAAAUUCUAUUUCUGAAAAAUCAAAA